Messenger RNA from Bombina bombina (fire-bellied toad), 7839 nucleotides. Its product is annotated as laminin subunit beta-4-like. The transcript has 36 exons. The coding region runs from base 160 to 5727 and encodes 1855 amino acids. Gene Ontology annotation, biological process: cell migration; substrate adhesion-dependent cell spreading; basement membrane assembly. NCBI's taxonomy places the organism in Eukaryota, Metazoa, Chordata, Amphibia, Anura, Bombinatoridae. The record is from RefSeq and is a predicted model, not a curated record. Gene Ontology annotation, cellular component: laminin trimer.
GAAAGAAAGAAAGAAAAAGAAAGAAAAAAAGAAAGAAAGAAACUCCACAUGUGUUAGAAUCUUUACUGUUGGUUUCUAUAACCAUCUGCCUGAGGGGAAAAACUUUCCUUUUUAAUGGGAAAUUUCUCAGGUAUGUCUUUACUUGCUGUGUAGCUGCCGAUGAACCAACUUGCAGAAAUACCUUAUUUUUUAAAAUCCAGGUACAAAAUGAUUUUUCUGCAAUUAAUUGUCUUUUCACCAGCACUGAUAAGUCUUUUGAGAGCUCAGGAGACUUGUGAAAGUGGUUCGUGUCAUCCUACAAUUGGGGAUCUUCUAUUGGGAAGAAGUAACCAACUCACGGCUUCUUCAACUUGUGGACUUGAUGAACCUCAGAAGUACUGCAUCAUUAGCUACCUGGAGGAUGAUCAGAAAUGUUUUGCGUGUGAUUCCCGAUAUCCAUAUGAUGAUUAUACCCAACCCGAUAGCCAUCUAGUUGAAAACAUCAUCACGUCUUUUGAACCAGAUUGGAGAAGGAAGUGGUGGCAAUCAGAAAAUGGUGUUGACUAUGUCAGUAUUAAAUUGGACCUUGAAACAUUGUUUCAGUUCAGCCACCUCGUAAUAACUUUCAAGACAUUCCGGCCUGCUGCCAUGUUAGUUGAGCGAUCAAGGGAUUUUGGAAAAACAUGGAAAGUUUUUAAAUACUUUGCCCAGAACUGUGCUUCAGCUUUUCCUGAUAUAAAAUCAGGCCCUGCAAGUGAUGUUGGAGAUAUUGUCUGUGAUUCUAAAUACUCUGAUAUAGAGCCAUCCACAGAAGGAGAGGUUGUUUUGAAGGCACUGGAUCCCAGUUUUGUCAUUGAAGAUCCAUAUGAUCCAUACAUCCAAGAUCUUAUUACUAUAACUAACCUGAGAAUUAAUUUCACAAAACUUCACACACUUGGUGACACAAUGAACAAAUGGCAAAGUGAACCGCAAGAAAAAUAUUACUAUGCAAUUUAUGAAAUGGUUUUAAGAGGAAACUGCUUCUGUAACGGCCAUGCCAGCCAAUGUCUUCCAGUGGACAUGACAAAUGAUGCUCUCACUGAGCCUGGGAUGGUUCAUGGUAGAUGUAUCUGUCAGCAUAACACUGAUGGUCUAAACUGUGAAAAAUGCAAAGAAUUUUAUAACGAUGCACCAUGGAAACCAGCAGUUGGCUCCGAAGAAAAUGCCUGCAGGAAGUGCAAUUGUAAUAAUCAUUCUGACAAGUGCCAUUUUGAUAUGGAAGUGUUCCUGGUCAAUGAUGAGGAAAGUGGAGGUGUAUGUGAAGACUGUCAACAUAGCACAAUGGGCAAUCAGUGUGAACUGUGUAAACCAUACUUUUAUCAUGAUCCUCUCCGAGAUAUUUCUGAUCCAUUAACUUGCAUACCUUGUGACUGUGACCCAGAUGGAACACAGAAUAAUGGCUUAUGUGACAGCAACAAUGAUCGAAGACUUGGAACUAUUGCUGGUGCAUGUUUAUGCAAAAAAAAUGUGGAAGGGCUCCGCUGCGACCAAUGCAAACCUGGAUAUUAUGGCCUGACUGCCAAUGAUCUCUGGGGAUGUCAGUACUGUAACUGCAAUCCAAUAGGAAGUUUGCCAAACUCAGUAUGUGACCCUGUUAUUGGAAAGUGCUACUGUCAGAACUUUACAACAGGCCGAUAUUGUGAAGAAUGCCAACCUGGUUACUGGGGACUUGGAAACAGCCUUUACCCUUGCUCUUCAUGUAACUGCGAUAUAGGAGGAGCACGCAGUCAUUUAUGCUCUCUGGCACAUGGUCAGUGCGACUGUCUUCCUAACAUCAUUGGUCGUCAGUGUAAUCAGGCUGCACCUGGACAUUUCUUCAUACCACUGGAUUAUUACAUAUAUGAAGCAGAAAAUGCCCAGCCACUGUCAACCUCUCAGCCUUUUGUCAGUCCAUCUCCUUUACCGAAGUGCAAAGAUUACUUUCUCCAACAAGGCAUAGAUUUUAGAUUUGAAAAUGGCAGAAUAAUACUUAAGAAGAUGAGAAAAAGAAGCGUAAGAGAAAAACAUAUUCUAAGAGAAAAACGUCAGACACAGGAGAUUAUACCAUUUGGUAAAAAUAGUGUUGUGGAGCUAGUGCUACGGCAACCUACUCCUGAUGUUCCAGUGACGUGGACUGGACCUGGAUUUGCACGCGUUCUGAAUGGAGCUGGCCUGAGAUUUACUGUAGACAAUAUUCCCUUCCCAAUGGACUUUGUACUCGCCAUUCGUUAUGAACCUGAGACUUUGGAAGACUGGUCAGCAAAAAUUGUUAUAAAUCUUCCUGAAGGCGAAGUGAGCAAGCGAUGUAAAAAUAAGAUGCUUCGCAAUGACAGCUAUUCCUUGCACCUCAACGCCACAUCCAGGUUGGCAUUGCUAAAUACUUCUAUCUGCUUGGAUCCAGACACCAACUAUCUAAUAGAUGUUUAUUUUACUCAACUAUCAAACCUUGAUUCAAGGGACAAACUGUAUAUACUCAUUGAUUCCCUUGGGCUGAUUCCAAAACUUGCUUCAGUAAAAAAUCUGUGCAAUCAACAAGAAGUAGAAGAAUUCCAGCAUUAUAACUGUAUUGAAAUUGCUUCUGAAGUUGGGAUAGAAAUCCUUCCAGACGUGUGUGAGAGGCUCAUUGUAAGCAUGUCUGCCCGCAUGCAUAAUGGAGCUGUUAAAUGUACAUGCAACGUAGAUGGAUCUCUAAGCACUAACUGUACUAAAUUUGGAGGUCGAUGUGAAUGCAAACCCAAUGUCGUUGGACGUUGUUGUGAUAAGUGUGCUGUGGGCAGUUAUGGAUUCAGUCCUAAUGGUUGUAAAGCAUGUGAUUGUAAUUGCCAAGGUGCAAUGAGCAAUUUAUGUGACCAAGUGACAGGGCAGUGUGCUUGCCGUAGUGACAUACAGGGACGUCGCUGUGACAGCUGCACACCUGGAUUCUAUGGGUUUCCCAAAUGUAAACCUUGCCAAUGCAAUGGGAAUUCAAAGAGAUGUGACCCAGUAACUGGAGCUUGUCUAGAAUGUAGUGGAUUUACAAAUGGAAUCAACUGUGAAAGAUGUAUUGAUAAUUACUAUGGAAACCCAGUUUCUGGACAACCUUGUAAACCAUGUAUGUGUCCAGACUCUCCAACAAGCAACCAAUAUUUUGCACAUUCCUGUCACCAAGAUCCUGAUAGCUUGGAAGUUGUCUGCGAUUGUCUUGAAGGUUACACAGGUUCCAACUGUAAAGAAUGUCCUGCUGGGUUUUACGGAGAUUUGGAGAACGGGGAAGAAAAGUGUGUACCGUGCCAGUGCAACAAUAAUAUUGACCCCACGGAUCCUGAAUCUUGUGAUAAGGUCACAGGAGAGUGCUUAAAAUGUCUGCACAACACAUAUGGCGCAAAUUGUGAGUCCUGUUUACCAGAUUAUUUCGGAUCUGCUCUUCUUCAAAAUUGUCAGAAAUGUGUCUGCAACCCGAUGGGAACUCAUGUGAACUGCUCAAUUUAUGAAGAAGUUGGAGAAUGUGUUUGUGAUAAGACAACUGGACAGUGCCCAUGUUUACCAAAUGUUAUAGGAACAAGCUGUGAUAAAUGUGCGCCAGGAUACUGGGCCUUUGCCAGCGGAAAAGGAUGUCAACCCUGUGACUGUAACUUAAACAAUUCCUAUGGAAACCAAUGUAAUCAGUUUACAGGACAAUGUUUAUGUAAACCACAAUACAAUGGGCGAACAUGUGACCAGUGUAAUGAAAAUUACUAUGGAGAUGCAAAGAUUCAAUGCACUUCCUGUAAGUGUAACUUGGAAGGCACUCAAAAGCCAAUCUGUGAUAAUGUAACUGGUUCAUGCAAUUGUAAAGUUGGAGUAACUGGAAGAUACUGUGAUCAAUGUGCUCCUAAAUUCAAGCAAGAAUUCCCAGCAUGUCCCCGUUGUCAUCAAUGCUUUGAUCCUUUGGACAGUGAAGUUGAAUCCUUAGCUGAAGAUGUUCAUGGCUUUAUUACACUUGCUGGCAAUAUGGGCUCUGAAAAAUAUUCUGAGCUUGGCUGUGGUGUAUUAAUGAAGAUACUUCAAGAAAAACUUUCUACAAUAGAGAAAAUCUUUCGGAGCCCUAUAAUUUCACCUGACAAAUACAAGAAAGUAAAGACCUUUUAUGACAAUAUACGUCGUAAGGUCGAUAAAAUAAUCAUUGAAGAUUUUGGGAAAUUCGAAAAGAUACCUAAAUUAAAUAAAACAAUACUUAAUAUGGAGAAAGAAAUUAACAAUUUAUUAGACAAGGUCGACAAAAUCAAGAAGACCAAGAGUAAGGAAAAAGUCAUCAGCAACAAAGCGGUAACAGAGUAUUUUGACAAGAUCAGCACUUACUAUAAAAAAUCUUUAUCUGCCGAGGAAAGGGCAAAUAAUGUUACUCCCACAAUACGUACAGUUGCCAAAACCAGGAAAACCAUUCUUACUGAAUUAAGUAAAUUGGAUGCAAAGGACAAACAGAAUUUAGACAAACUAAACAAAAUGAAAUCUCUUAGCAUCAGCAAAAUGAAUGAAAUGGUAUGUGGAACAGUAUGGGAUUUUCCAUGUAAUAUUGCACCUUGUGGUGGAGCGCUUUGCAAAGAUAAGUUUGGAAACAGAAAGUGUGGUGGACCCAAUUGUAAUGGGGCUCUUCCGUUGGCCAAAGAUGCACUGAAAAAAGCAAGAGAAACAGAUAUUGCAUUAAGUAAUAUGACCAUUCAUCUGCUUGAAGCUGAAAAACAGAUUGAUGCUGUUAAACAGUUGGCAGAAGACACCAAGUUGAAAGCAUCAAAAUUAAAUAAAACCCUAAGCAAAGCUAUAAUCCGAAUGGAACCAGACAAAAAUCGUACAAGAGAAUUGAUCAAGCAUGUUAAAGAUUUUCUCUUAGAAAGCAUACCAGUGUACUUCUGCCCAAGGAAGGAUAUACUGGGAGGAAGAAUAACUAUGAAGCCAGAGGUAGUAGAUCCCUUCGUAUCUGCUGAAGAAAUAGACACAAUUGUGAAUCAUAUUCUUGCUAUUCAGCUGCCAACUGCUCCUUAUGACUUAAUCGACAUGUUGAAAAAGAUCAAGAAUUUAAGUGAUGAUUACAAAAAAAAUAAAGACAAUCUCCAAAAACAACUCGAAGAAGCUAAGCGUCUUGCAGUGCAAGCAAAAGAAGCCAAGAAAGCAGUUGAAAAACUUUCAAAUGGUGAUGAGAUACGAAAUAAUUUGAAAAAGGCGACAAACUCCCAGAAAACAACAACCUCUGUCCUUAAAAGCAUAAAUAAGGAUAUCCAAGAUAUCAGAAAUAAGCUUAAACAGGUCUCAUCCAAGGCAGAUAUGAUCGAUGACAAAAUGGAAGCCAUUAAAAAUCGCAUUUCACAGUUAGAGUCAAAAGUUGAAGAACUGCAGAAUAAGAUGCUACAGAACAGGAACCAAGCAGCAAAAGCACAAAAUGAAGCAAAUACAGCGCUAAAAGAAGCGACAGAAAGUGAAAACAGUCUUGACAACCUUAAGGAACAAUAUGAUAUUCUCAAAGAAAAGAUGAAGAAAAGAGAAAUCCCUCCAGAGAUAUCAGAUAGGCUGAAGAAGGUGAAGAAAGAAGCUGAAGAUUUAUCUAAUGAAAUCAAUAGCAAGUUUGAGAGGAUAUCAGAUCUGGAACAGAAGAUCGAUGAUCUAAACAGAUCUAAUCAAGAAAAGGCUGAUCUACUCAAAGCACUAGAGGAAAAAGCAAUAAAUAUUAAAAAUUAUAUUGUAGAUCAAGAAAAUAAAUAUGCAACUUGUAGAUCUUAGAGAUGGGAGUAUUAUUAAUUGUAUUAUUUAUGAUGCACUUUGCUCUCCAAGGACUGAUAGAUCUUAGGGAACUUUGAUUUUAAUGGGUAAUCAGCAACUAAUUCUUAAUAGCUAUUAUUACCUAAUUUAAUGGAAUUCAGUUUGUCAACUAAAGAAGGAUGAAAGGCUGAAAAAGAACCAUCCCUUAUUAUUAUCAUUAUUAUUAUACUUUAUUUAUUUUUCAUUUGCUUUAUUAAAACAAAACCUCUCCUUGUGUAUUUUACCUGCCUUUUUCUACAAUUUAACUCUGAAAAUGUGAAGCUGGAAUGGAUGCUGCAGGAUUCUGAACUCUGACCCUAAGCAUUCUACAAAGUGGUUGCUUGAUCUUUUCAGGAGCUUAUUUAUAGCUACCUCAAACUGGCCACAGCAGAUAAGGUAGACAAAUGAAAGAGGCUAUGUGAAGAGGUGUGCUACAAUUUUGAAACACAGCGCUUAAUGGGACAUAAAACACUGUGGGCCAGUUUACAAGUGGAUCGCUAAUUAAUGUUACCGCUCAAGCAUUAACUGCGCUAGAAGUAAGCUUUUUGUGCAUUUUGGGAUGCGUUCAUAUUGAGUUAAAAAUAAAAUUGUUUUCGCUUGUGCAGUAACCCGACAAGCCCAAAAAGCCGAACUUAGAAUACCACGUGCCUGAUAACUUAUUCCCCCUUAGAAUUCAAUGGAAAAAAAGUGGGGGGAAAACCUGACACCCUAAUCACAUGCAAACUUGAUCAUAUAUUCUCAUGUGUGCUAACCUGACAUAAAUAUAAGAAUAUUUGACAUUAUAAUGUUCUUCAUAUACAAGAAUAUGUUCGAUUUAUUCUUAAAUAGAUAUUUCUACAUGUAUCUGAUGGUAUCUGAUGGUAUUUCGGUACAAUAUAUAUCUAUAAUAUAUAUAUAUAUAUAUAUAUGUAUAUAUAUAUAUAUACUGUAUAUAUAUAUAUAUAUAUGUUCAUAUAUAGGUAUAGUUAUAUACAGAUAUAUAUAGGAAUACCUAUUUAAGAAUACUAAUAAUAAUAUUCUGCUAUGUUCACAACAUUGAAAUGAGAAAUAUUUACAGUUAAUGCACAAUAUUACAUACAUAUGCUUUUAAAUGUUUUCAUCUUGUUAACUGCAAUAUGUGUACAUAUGUAUUUGUAUUUAUAUGUGUAUAUAUGUAUGUAAAUACAUAUAUACACAUACAUAUGUACACGCAUACAUAUUUAGAGAUAUAUAUGUAUGUAUCUCAAUGUUAAAGCCCUUUGCCUGUCUCAUAUCCUCAUAUCUAUGAGCCCUUAUAACCUUUUUGAGAAUAUUUUUUAUUUUUUAAAGUAUUAGAUGGUGUUACUAUGAUUGUAAUACGAGCUAUAAACCCAAUGUGCACAAACACUCUCAGGUAUAAAAAAAAAGCAGGCUAAGGGCUAUAAAUAGGUAUAUGUAUGUAUAAAUAUAUGUCUAUAUAUGUGUACAUAUGUAUUUAGGGCAGUUAAUGCUUGAGCUGGAGCGUUAAAUAGCGCUCCACUUGUAAUCUAGCCUUUUAUGAGGAGUUCAAAAAGUGCUUUAUGUUUUUUUAAGCUGAGAGCAGAGAGAAAACUUCUACCAUAGUCUAGGAAGGAAUUUCUCAGCCCUCUCACUGACCUUGUGAGAUCCAUUUUAUAUGGCAGGCAAUACAAAUGAAAAUAUAGAUUUUAGAAAUUGUAUUGUAUUGUAAUAGGCUGCUGUAAGCAAAAUGCAAAAUACAAAGUCUAAACAUGAAUAAAAUUGUAUUUCAUUGCCUGUUAUUGUUCUGAAUCUGUCUCUCCUUUACAGUUAGAAAUAUAGUGAAAGUUCCCACGUAUAAUACAGAGCUUACAACAUAUAUUUGUUUCCAUGAUGAGGGACUUCUCAGACCCGACAAAACUUGUAGUUUCAGCUCAAAGUCCAAAUAAACUGUAAUAAAUCAUGACCAGAUUCACUAAAUAUCAUCAAAAUAAGAUCUAAGUUCUUGAUGAGUCCUAGGUAAGAAAUACAUGUGCGUGCGUGUGUGUGUCUAUGUAUAUAUAUAUAUAUAUACAUAUCUGGGGUAUUCAUGUGAUCGAUAUUGUCAUUUGUUUGCAAUAAAGAAACUUUUUACAACAA